Verruconis gallopava is the source of this 2158-nucleotide messenger RNA. RefSeq lists its product as uncharacterized. Lineage: Eukaryota; Fungi; Ascomycota; Dothideomycetes; Venturiales; Sympoventuriaceae. Gene Ontology annotation, biological process: biosynthetic process. The record is from RefSeq and is a predicted model, not a curated record. The coding region runs from base 1037 to 2002 and encodes 321 amino acids. The transcript has 4 exons.
CGAAUUUCAACAGGCCAACCUGCGACAACGAGCAAUCAGUUUAGAACGACCCGCAGUCAGCACUCCCAACCACAGCAAUCACUUGCUAUUUCUCCAUCCUAGCGACCGCAACUAUGACCCACGAGUCUGUCUGGUACUCACGUCCUCGCGACUACGGCAAGGGUGCUCGCGAGUGCCGUGUCUGCGCGCAUCGCGCCGGUCUCAUCCGCAAGUAUGGUCUCAACAUCUGCCGUCAGUGCUUCAGGGAGAGAAGCCACGACAUUGGUUUCGUCAAGCACCGAUAAAUUCUCGCAUCAAGCAUUCCGAUAAUGACAAUGAGCAUGUACGCAUGCAUAUAUCGAGCGAAAGAGGGUUAACAGGAUGUGGGGUCUUUGGUUUGAGGACAACCCUCCAAUAACCUCCUUGGUGAAAAGAUCAAGGGCUUGCAACUGGUAUUUUAUGCAUAACGGCGAAAUAGAGUCUGUAGGGCUAUUGAAUGCAUGUCAAGAUUUUGAGCAUAAUCUGAGUUCAUCCUUCCUCAGAGAACUUUACAACUCGGCUGUUUGCGUGCUGCCUGCUGAUUGUUAUAAACGCCAAGAAAUGCAAAAAGUCCAGAAACACAGCUAUCCGCUUCUAGUUUCCAUUGCGGUCAAAUGGGUAAUGUGAACUGACAGCAUGUGUAGGCUGGAUUAAGGACUGGGCAGAAUUGAUUCUGCCGUGUCUGAUUUUGAUGACGGACGUAAUCGAGUUUUUUUAUAGAAUCAGAAGGCCAAGUCCGCGAGGAAUUCGCAUGAGAUAAGCAGUGACAGGCUCUAAAUUCGGCUUUGGGGUGACUUUAAAGCUACUCCGUGCCAUGUCUCCGCGUGUCUGAUGUGCAUCACCCUAUCUUAGUACCCCUUGAAUCUUAGGUCAGACCAGCAUUCUUAUCAACCAAUCACCCAUGAUCGAUGGUAGAACAAACGACUCCUAUACUCAUCUAACAUAAAGAGCGCAAGUGCAUCGGAACCUUUUCUUUUUCUUUUUUUAUCUUUCCUUCUUUGAGAGACUGUAUCUCAAAAUGUCUGUCCCCAAGCCCGGCCAGAAGAAGGCUGUACUAUUCUCGUGCAUGCCAUCUCACGACAUCAUCAACGAGCUUAUCAAAACAGUACGUAGGCACAAUUAUCAUGUCUCGCUGCUGGUUAUGUCUCCUCUCGCUUUCAACUUCGCUAUGACUGGCGACGGAAUUCGAGAUAUGAGCAAGACAAUUGCGGAUGUCAUCGAUAAGACCUGGGACCCGCCAGCCAUUCUAUCUGUUACUAGUACGCGUCAGGUCGAGGACAUCUACUGUAGCAUCGAUCCGGACAUCGCGCUAUGCUAUUACUUCGCGUAUCCAAUCAGCAAAAAGAUGCUGGACAUGAGAGCCAAAAUUAUUAAUAUGCAUCCGGGGAAAAUGCCUGUGGAGCGAGGUCCAUUUCCGGCGUUGUGGCCGACAAUGUAUCCCGACAAGUACUCAAUGGACGACUUGUGCGCAACGUUCCACUAUAUGAACGAGAACGUGGAUUGCGGGCCUAUCAUCAAGCAGAUCCCUCUGAGAGAUCGUUAUCCGGAGGGAACGACAUUGCGAAAUCGUCCUAUUGGGCUCAUCGAGAUAGCUACUCCUGUGUUUCUAGAGCACUUGGAUGAAGUCAUCACGCUCACGGAGCAAGGAUAUGAAGGUACAGCACAAGAGCAGCCUGAUUUUGCACCACAGAGGAACGAGGGCAGCGGCUAUGGGGCAAGACGCCCAACAGAGGAAGAGAAGGUUAUCCAACCCACGUGGAGUAAAGAGAGAGUGCUUACUUUGGGGCGGGCUCUAGGUGAGGCGGAUGGGCUGGAGGAACCGUAUUUUUGGUGGAAUAGGCGCCGCUAUUUGGUAAAAAGGAUGGAAGAGUGGGAGUGGCCAGGCAAGCAUCCUGGCAAGCCGGGUGAUGUGAUCAGAGUUGGGUUUGAUCUUGUGGUCAUGUUUGAAGGGGGUCCAAUAAGAAUGGCGACGAGGAUUAAGUAGCGUUAUUUCUUCCAUACCAAUUCGAUUUGUCCAGGACUGACUGCUCGCAAAUUCUUUGCGCUUCGUAUGUCCUCAUGGGGAAUGCUGAAGAAAAAGCUAUUUCGCAGCCGAGAUGUUAAGCAGACAAAGUGUUUAUUCUUUCAUAAGAUGACUGAU